Molecule: messenger RNA, 2133 nt
Organism: Lachancea thermotolerans CBS 6340
Lineage: Eukaryota; Fungi; Ascomycota; Saccharomycetes; Saccharomycetales; Saccharomycetaceae
Gene: RQC1
Product: Rqc1p
Exons: 1
Coding region: 1-2133 (710 amino acids)
Biological process (GO): rescue of stalled cytosolic ribosome; ribosome-associated ubiquitin-dependent protein catabolic process
Cellular component (GO): RQC complex
Source: RefSeq, a predicted model, not a curated record
AUGAGCUCUAGAGCACUAAGGAGAUUAGAAGAAAAUGACUUAGAGAAAACGCUGGCGAAAUUGGCGCCUUCCACCCAAAAGCAAGAACCCUCCGCAAAAACUAGUAGCGUAAAGGCUCCUAAACAAAUCAACCUAUUCGCGCUGAUGGGACAAGAUGAAGGCGACGACUCAGAAGAUAGCGAGGCCUCUAAUGCUGAGGACAGGCCCAUACCUGCUUCAAUUAACGACAAACCUGCUCAAAAGCCUGUUCAAGUUCUUACAAAGUCUCAGAGGAAGAAGAAUAAGAAGAAUAAAAAAUCAAAGCAGAAGCCGAAGCCCGCAGCUGAUUUGAGCGAAACAGAAAACGGUAACGGGGAGAGUGAUGAGGAGCUUGACCGCAUGAUUCUUCAAUUUCAGAAAAAGGAUUUGGAACAGAGAAGAUCCGUAGAUCCUGGGCUUACGGCGUCUGACGAAUCAGACUAUGACACAGCUUUUGAGGAUGAGGAUGCGAGCCACUUGAAAGGCCCAGCAGACGUGAAGACUGAUCCUGGCUUUACAAACUUUACAAGCUUUUCCGAGAUCAUUAAAAUUUUUGGCGACAUAGAUAUGAAAAAUCUCAACCCCGACAACGAGUACAAGCUACUGUUUGGGGACUUGUCUCCUGAAUCGCUGGCAGAUGUGGAUUCUAUGACCUCAACACAUGUGUCACCCCAGGUCAUGAAACAGAUUGAAAGGCUCAAGCAUAUGGUUCGUAAUUGGGGUGGUAGAGACCAUAAAACAGUUCCAAAUGGUUCAACAACCCGGCGCCUAGCUUUCACAAAAAUAAGAGAGGACUGGAUCCCAACUCCUAGGGGUGAAUAUACUAUCACGCAGCUAAGCCAAGAUGAAGUCGUGGAAUGGCAGUCUUGGCUGAGAUCGCAAGAUUGGAUGGAUGAGGUUAGAAAAACCGCCCACAAAUGGAAGGAUGCGGGUAUGAACUUUUACAAGUUUGAGCCAUCGAAUACGGAAACUAAUCGAAAGGCCAUGACAGAGUUUUAUAUGAGUGUUGUGUUGCACCCUGACCACGAAGCGCUCAUUCAUCUAAUAUCUUCAAAGUUCCCUUACCAUGUACCUGCUUUGCUUCAAGUUGCAUUAAUCUUGGUAAGGCAGGGUGAUAAAGCAAACAGUAAUGGGUUAGUUGAAAGAGCGCUUUUUGUCUUUGACCGUGCCUUGCGGUCUCACAUAUCUUUCAAUGGACUAUCAUGCCAGCUUCCCUACAUUUAUUUCUUCAACCGGCAGUUUUACUUCGCAAUUUUCAGGUAUGUGCAGAUCCUCUCUCAAAGAGGUGUUGUGUCCACCGCCAGCGAAUGGUGCAAGGUCUUAUGGUCUUUGUCACCAUUAGAAGACCCUUUGGGAUGCAGAUAUUUCAUUGAUCAUUACUUGCUUCUCAACAAAGAAUAUUCCUAUAUGGCCAACCUUGCAAGCUCGCCUUUGGUCAACACUUACAUGCAAUGGUAUACCCUUGGUCUCUCUUUGGGCUUUGUGUUAUCGUUUUUGAAGUUGGACAUGGUUGAAAAAGCCAAGACUGAGCUGAGAAAAGCCUUUACAUAUCAUGCAGCUUCUUUGUCGACUAUAUUCAAGGAAGUUGCGCUUGGGGAUGCUAACUUGUUAAACGGCCUAGAUUUCCCAGAACCUUGCUCUGAGAUUGAGCUAGAAUCAAAAGCGUAUCUCAUCAGAAUGAAGGCUAUCUGGGGUGGGGUCGAGAUCAAAUUCCUGCAUGAUGAAAUACUGAAUAUUCUGUCCGAAUACAAGGCAGGGAAAAUACAGUUGGAGUGUACUGCCCCGAUCGAAACACAAAACGAACUUUUCCUUGGGGACAUUCCAAUCAAUUUGUUGCGUUUUGCAGUUCUUUCGCAAGAGUCUCCCUUAAUGGCUUGCAUUCCUCAAGAAAUUUGGUCCGAAAGAGAUGUUUAUGAGUUCGAUGUUCUUCCCCCACUACCUCACGACCGCGAAUCAGAAGACUUAGUUGAAACUGUCAAGACCUUUGUGAGUGAAAGCGACUUAUCAAUGUCACAAAUGGAAGUAAUGCAAGAUGAAAACAUGCUAAACCAAAUCAGACAGUUGUCGCUAGAGCAGUUUUUACAAGAAAACCCUAAUGCCGACCUUGGUGAUUGA